CACACAGUAAUGCACUGUAUACUGAAGAGAUCAUGUGUACUGUAGGUCAAUUAUCAGGAUUAUUAUCAAUAAAUCGAAUUUCUUGCAAAUCUAUAUAUGGAAAGCUGGUAGAUACUGUACACACUGGGUUCAUCUCAAUGUCCCCCCUCGACUCCUCUGUCCUCCAUCACUUGACCCGGUAAUCGUUCAAGACGCGCCAUGUUGAAGGACGUCCCAAUUCCUUAAAUGCACUCAAAGGGUUCGAGUACAGAGGAGGCUUCCAGAGGGAAGCAAGAAAACACGAGUGCAGCCUAUAAGAGAAGUGUUAUCGAUACACGCAUAUAAAGCUCCGCCCCCGGCUGCACAGCUGUCUGGAUACUACAGCUGCUCUGGACUGUAAAAGAAUGAUCAAAGUCAUAAAAUGUUUAAUGUGCUCAAAUUUUAUAGCUAAUAAGAAAUCACUUUAGAGAAUGGGGAGAUCCUACUCUAUAAACAAAACGUGUAUCAUUCUUCCAUGGUAUAAAUUGAACUAAAAUGAAAAGACAAGAGCUUAGCGACAGUUUUAUUACAUACAAUAGAAUAAAAUGCCAGGAAGAGUCGCGAGUAAGGGAAACGAGGAGGCAAAUUAAGUUAAUGGGAUGAACCAUCUGUUAUCAGGCAAACGCUGCCUUUCUUUAAGGUACACUUUGACAUUUUGGCCAAUAGCUUGUUUGCUGUCUUACUGGGAGUUAGUUGAAAAGAACAAUAUAAACUUCAUGUAUGAGUAUUCAGUUGUAUAAAAUGUUCCAGGACUGGUUUUAACGUAGUUCGGGACACACACUGCUAACAGGGAAACUAGCUAGCUUCCACCAAAACAUAUGAAAUACACCUUCAAUUAAGUUGCCUCUCACACAUGGGGAUGACUCCGAUGCUCCCCAGCUCUACAUCACAUAAUGGGAACCUGAACAAGACGUUUCCCAGUUCUGUAUUCUACAGUAAUUUGAACCAACGUGGGCACAAAGAUAUAACAGAUAUUAUUAUUUGGUUGUUUGUAUGUUUGGGCAUUUUCAAGAAACAAAGAACGGAGUUGAACAUAGAACCCUGUGAAAAUGAUGCCCUGACAACAUCAAACCAACUGAACACUUUUACUUACCCUCGUAUUGUGUUAGAAAGGGGCACUUAGCUUUUGCAUUCACAGGGCAAAUUUGAACAUUUAUUUAAUUAAUUACAAAACAUUACAAAAAAACAACUAUUCUUUCCCAGUAUAGUGUUUUACCUCGUACCUUACCUGUUAUCCAUUUAUAACCAGAAAAAAUUGGCAUGUAUUCUGAGUGCUUUUGUAGUUCAAACCAAACCCUGACAAGAGUUUGAGUAAAAGUUUAUCCACAGAAAAAAGUCAUACUCUUUAAUAUUGUCUGCCAGGUCAGACUUGACACUAGAGGGCUGCAUUGGGAUCCAGCACAAGUCUUGCAGGAACGGGCGGUUUUAACUUUAAAAGAAGAUUAAAGCAGCUGCACAGUCCUGCUCUGAGAUAUAGAAAUAAUGCAACUUUAAUUACCCACCAAAUGUACCGAUAAAAUUAGAUCGACCAUCUCUUUCUGAAUCCGUCCAAACAUCUGAUGAAGAUGUUCUACCUGACAGAUGUGUUUUUUGUGGAUGCAGCAUUAACACAUCUUCUUUUCACUGUACUGCUUUCAGUUGACAUUUAAUUUAAUACCAUUUGCUUUAGAAGAUCUUGUUUGUCGGAGUAGUGGAGUAGAAAUAAACUUCCUAAAUAUUCAUGCUGGGUGCAGCAAAAUACAUUUUGCUGUUGUUUAUUUAGGAAAUUGUAGUUUUUCUGGAAAAGCUUUGCAUUCCGAAGGGUAUUUGAAAUGAAAAGUGUCUGAGGACAUUGUUCAUUUGCUCACACAAAAAGCACUUUCAGUGUUCUGUCUGUCACUUUAAGGGGGGGCAUUUCAGACGAAUUGCUCAGCCCCCCGUGUCUUGCUCAGACAGCUCGUGUGUGUGUGUGUGUGUGUGUGUGUGUGUGUGUGUGGUGUGUGUGUGUGUGUGUGUGAAAGAGAUCAGGGGGUAUGAGCUGAGGAUAAAAGCGAGCUUCAUGGAGCCAGAAGUGUCCAGUUAUUAGCAUGCUGGUCUGGUCACUGUGGCCCUGCUGCCUUUCUGCUUUACACAGUCAGACUGCAGGCCUGGUGUUGGCUGACACCAGUCAGAAUCCUAAAGGUGAAGGUAAAGAUGACAAUUUAACUGCAGAAAAUCACGGGAAACACCUGCAUUUAUAAGGAUUUGCUUGGCAACAAUGAGAAGGAAAAGAGUUUUAUAAAUCUUCAGCUUUGGAAACAUACUUGGCAGAUUUCCUUGCAUCUUUCCCAACGUGGCCGUAUCCUGGCUACUGCUGUGGCUUGCUAACCAUCAAACGAAACAAGUCUUUCUUGGAAACAAAAGAAGCACUUGAAACUUCCACAUCCCUCAGUCCUCAGCAUUCCUGACCAGAGCAGAAGGAUCCUUGUCCUCCCAAUAGCAACAUCAGAGAAGGCUUCACAGGAGCACAGAAAACACAGCUUUUCCUCCAAGAUGCUGAACCUCAACUCCCCGGACGACAACAGCAACAGGAACUCUCUGAAGGACCCGGUAUCAUUGAACGUCGGUGGAGAGAUUUACACUACUACCCUGGACACUCUGACACGCUGUCGUGACUCCAUGCUAGGUGCUAUGUUCACCGGACAGAUCCCUGUGUUGAGAGAUAACGGAGGAAAUGUUUUCAUCGACCGUGAUGGUAAAGUUUUCCGGUACAUUCUGAAUUACCUGCGCUCCAGCUCCCUGGACCUGCCGUAUGGCUUUUCAGAGUUGGCACUGCUGCGGAGAGAGGUGGAUUUCUUUCAGAUACGCCCCCUGCUGGAGGAGAUAUGCCGCUAUGAGGCAUCAGUGCCUCUCAGCCUUAGAGGAGGGCCGCUAGGAGCCAUGAUUAUGGUGAAUGUUGAGUCCAAGGUCCGUGUUCUUCACUUUAACUUACGCCAUGGGCCGGAAAACUAUGAGCUUCGCACAUGCUCUGUGCGAACCUUCACAGUUGACCUUUUUUGUACCUGGAGAUCCUUCCUGGCCCUUCUUUGUGAGCGCUUCUUCUACAGAACAUCCCAGGGUCUCACUAGCCCCCAUCCAUGCAACCCGCGGCAGAACCGACUGAAACUGGAGUGGGUGCCCAGGCCUGACGAACUCCCACAGGAUCAGUACAACAAGCAGAGCUACCAGGGGCUAACUGUAUGUAACUCUGAGGUCACGCAGUUAGAUGACAUCAUGAACAUGCACCGGAACCUGUGUGAAAUCACAGACAUGCAGGGGUUUGUGGAGGAGUUGCUGAAGGUGUCUUUGGCUGAAGGCUUCAAGGUCGACCUGGUGACUCCUGACCCAGUGGAAAUUCUUAACUGCACCUCUCUUCGUCUUGUCAAGUGCUGAGCUCUGGGCGAAGAACAUGAACUAAAAGCCCCAGAACAUGCCGAGUGGAUGAAAUAGUUUGUUCUCUCCAGUUGGAGUUAAUGUGGAGAUCAAAAGGAUACUGAAAUGUUGUUAUAGAAUUUUCCAUAUUAAGCUGUGUUAAACUUACAAAUGCUGACACAUCAUAGUGUGGACAUUUAGAUGUAACAUUUAGAUGUAAGACUUUUUCCAGACAUGGACUCUCAAACAUUGCAGGCUUCAUCUAUCUGUUAAAGGGAUUGCCUUUGGGCUUCCAAACAUAGGUGUCUAUUGUGUAAAUGUUCUGUGCUGACUGUUGUAAGGACUGUAAUACACUGCAGUGGCAGUGCUACUGGAGAACAGCAGUGAUUUGGGAUGUUUUCAGGUCUCACAGGCUGCAUGUGUGCGAUGGGUUUUGAAACUUGCUCUGCAGUUUAAUUAAUGUUUAUCAGCAUAGCUUACAGUAAGUACUGCCAUUGGCAGCUCUGGGGUAGAGUUAGCUUCCCACACAACCCUGUACAUCCACCAAUGAAAUCUUUCAUGAGUUUCUUCAUUUACUAAUGAUCUAUGUAGAAUUCUGUUCCCUGUGGUCCAGUCUGAGAUCACUGAAGCAAAGUUAAAUGAACAACUGAUUUUGGAAAAUGUUCGUAUUCCCUGUUUUUGCGGAAAAAGGCAAGACCUUCAUGAGAGGCUCGAUACCACUCCUGUGUCUGUGCCCUGUGAACCUUUCCUGUAAAAGAAAGUUAGGUUUACAUUCAGGGGUGAAUUCACAAAAGGAUGUUUUGCGGCCGCUAAGGGUUAGGGUUAGGGUUAGGGUUAGCCCUAACCCUAACCCUGCACAAAUAAUACAAAAGAAACAGUGUAAUUCUCAAAGCACCUCACAGGGUGACAUGCUGUUGCCUAGCAAUUAGCUGCAGUCUGCAGAUGAGUGUUUUAAAAACACCACCAGCGCGGACAGGCUGGCAUAUUAAAACCCAAAUGUGGUUCCUCUCUGUCACGUUUAAUUUCCUAACCUGAAGUUUUGAGGAAUGCCUCUGCACCUCGUCAGCCCGGACGUGUAGCUCCCGGUCCGAAAAUGUCAUUGUUUCUCUCUGCCACUGUUCUGCCUACGGUGUUCUUGAUGCAAAGACAAACUUUAUAUUUUACCACACGGAUAAUUGCACAUGUAUAACUUUAUGGCCGUGUUUGCGCUGUAAUAUCUUUAGCGCAAAUUAUUUUGUCAAAUGGACUUUGAGACGGGACAGAUGGGUUGCGAGUGUGCAAUUCAGCAGCCACAAUACAUUCUUUGUGUGUUUCUCACCUGAGGCAUAACAAACGUGUUGUGUGCAUUUUCUACCUCCUGAAAACAUUUGGAAGCAGACGUGGCGUCACAUGCUGGAACUAUUUUUCUCUAGACUCAAUCACUUCCUGGACUCUCGUCGUCACCUUAAGGUUGACACUUUUUUCACUGUGACAAGCCGAUUGCCCAGAGAUUUGAAGUUUGAACUUGAGCCAGGCUAGCUGUUUCCAGUCCUUAUGCUAAGCUAAGCUAAUUAGCUUCUGACUCGAGCUCCAGUUAUUGCUCAGACAUACGAGUGUCAUCUGACUCUAUAUAAGCAAAUAAGCGUGUUUUCCAAAGAUGGGUAACUAUCCUUUUAAACUCAAUGUAUAGUUGCAAGAGAACGGCCUUGUGUCCACACGUGGUGUCUCCGACGCCGCCACAGCCCCGAUGUGUAGUUACAUUUUUGAGGUGGUGUUGUGGGCGUAGCGGUCACAUGCUUAGGCUCAGUAGCUAUGCUGUAACCCUUUUUACACCUACAAAUUAGGCCUUAACACAAAUCAAAGUUAGAUUUUUGUCUGUCAUUCAGUUCCUAUUUUACUGACCGUUUUGAUUUGGAAAGUAAAGUUUUUGCUGGGUUUUCUCCAUAAAUGACAUGUAAAUGGAAGUUAGUUAGUUAGACUUUGCUGGUGAUUAUUGUGAUUUCUUUCUCUUCUGCCAACUACUAAAAACAAAUCUGAACCUACUCUUUGAAAUGUGCUCAUUCCUCGUGGGAAGGAUCUCCUCUGUCUCGUUUACCCUUUGAAUGACUUAGUCAGAUGAGUUAUGGACGUACUGUGUAAUUGUAGUCUGGUGCUUCUUGACCAUAGACUCUCUAAAAUAGGCCUCAACUAAAGAGGAAAGGUGUCUAGUAGCGAAAACAAACCCAUUGGUUCUUUCCUUUUGCUCCCCCUUUGAACUUCCUUCCUCGGACUUUAAGAAAUGCAUGAAUGUCUCUGCAGCCCCUCUGGAUGGACAGUCUGGUUUUAUAAUGGUUGUUCACAUUCUGCACAAGGGACAUCAGUUUGCUCACAUACAGCUAUAAUGCUUAGCUCUCACAUUUAAGGAAUUGUUUCAGAUGUAUUUUUGGUUUAAUGUUCUCAUUGUGUGUGUGUGUGUGUGUUGUAUGUUUGUUUAAU
Molecule: messenger RNA, 5841 nt
Organism: Cottoperca gobio
Lineage: Eukaryota; Metazoa; Chordata; Actinopteri; Perciformes; Bovichtidae
Product: BTB/POZ domain-containing protein KCTD21-like
Exons: 2
Coding region: 2530-3408 (292 amino acids)
Biological process (GO): protein homooligomerization
Molecular function (GO): protein binding
Source: RefSeq, a predicted model, not a curated record